CCGUGAAGCAACGUGACAUUGUUUCUUCUUCAGUGCUGCGUUUCAGAGAAACACAGAGGGUAAAACCCUAACUCAUUUUCCUUCUGUUAGCUACAAUCCACGGCCUCAAUUUUUCUACGUGGGUGAUGCACAUUUGAUGCUUCAGAGUUUUGGUUGAAGUUUCACUACAAUACUUUGCUGUCAUGGAUCCUAAUGGUUCUGUGGAUGAUAAGUGUGAGAGUAGACUUUAUAUCGGUAACCUUGAUCUCAGAAUUACAGAAGCUGUUCUGCUGAAAAUGUUUUCUCCCUUUGGAAAGAUUGUUUCUGAGGACUUCUUGUGGCACACUCGUGGCCCAAAACGUGGGGAACCACGUGGUUUUGCUUUUGUACAGUAUAGCACAAAAGAGGAAGCUGAAUUGGCCAAGGAGAAAAUGCAUGGAAGGUUAGCUUGUGGCCGGCCAUUGGUUGUUCGUCUUGCCGGUGAGAAGUACAUGUUGGAAACAGCUGAUAAGUCUACAAAAGCUGCACGUGAAGGGCACAAGAUGCAUCUUAGUGGUGGUGCCAUGGGACAGUCAAGUCGUAGUGCAAAAAUAGCUGCAAUAAAGAAUAAGUUGAAAUCCUUAGAAGAGGAGAGCUCUAGGACCAAGAAGCAGAAGCAAAAUGAUGAUGUUUCUUAAGAGUCAAAUGUGUAAGUAUAAUCUGUAGAAUCAGGGGAAAUUUUAGGGACGUAUAAAUUGAAUGUGGUGCAAUUGUUUGUAACCCCAUUAACUUGGAAUGUCAUAUAUUUGAAUCAGCUUGGGUUUGUUAACUGUUACUGCAUGAAACAUACUAUCCAUUUGAAAAUCUACGAAUCGAAAUUU
Gastrolobium bilobum is the source of this 839-nucleotide messenger RNA. RefSeq lists its product as uncharacterized. The coding region runs from base 183 to 656 and encodes 157 amino acids. The record is from RefSeq and is a predicted model, not a curated record. The transcript has 5 exons. Lineage: Eukaryota; Viridiplantae; Streptophyta; Magnoliopsida; Fabales; Fabaceae. Gene Ontology annotation, molecular function: RNA binding.